GUUUGGGAAACAAAAGGAGAAAUUUCCAGGGACAGAGCCAUUCGGGGAGGGAGGGAUAGAAAAAGCUACGUGUGCCUGGCUGGGGUACAGAGCAGAGACUCAAAAGAGACACAGAAGUGUCUGAAAACAGCUAUCUGAGACAAGGCAAAUUGUUAGAGGAAGGGACGGAAGAGCUAGCAGAGCUACCUCGGCAGUGAGCAGCUCCCGAAGGGAACGCAAGAAGGGAACGCAAGAAUCGCAGGCUGUCAAGUAAACGAGGAAGGGUCCGUGCGGAGGCAGUGAGGGAAGGCCAGGGCCAGGGUCAAGGCCAGGCUAGGCACGAUUGCUGAGGGGAUGAACUUCACGGUGGGUUUCAAGCCGCUGCUAGGGGAUGCACACAGCAUGGACAGCCUGGAGAAGCAGCUCAUCUGCCCCAUCUGCCUGGAGAUGUUCUCCAAACCGGUGGUGAUCCUGCCCUGUCAGCACAACCUGUGCCGCAAGUGUGCCAAUGACGUCUUCCAGUUCAUCUUCACUGAACUCCAUGGUCUCUCCUGCCAUCUUCCCAUUAAGGCCUCAAACCCUCUGUGGCAAUCCCGGGGCUCCACCACUGUGUCUUCAGGAGGCCGUUUCCGCUGCCCGUCUUGCAGGCAUGAGGUUGUCCUGGACCGACAUGGUGUCUACGGCCUGCAGCGGAACCUGCUAGUGGAGAACAUUAUUGACAUUUACAAGCAGGAGUCCUCCCGGCCGCUGCAUUCCAAGGCUGAGCAGCACCUCAUGUGCGAGGAGCAUGAAGAUGAGAAGAUCAAUAUCUACUGCCUGAGCUGUGAAGUGCCCACUUGCUCUCUCUGCAAGGUCUUCGGUGCCCACAAGGACUGUGAGGUGGCCCCACUGCCCACCAUUUACAAACGCCAGAAGAGUGAGCUCAGUGAUGGCAUCUCGAUGCUGGUGGCAGGCAAUGACCGUGUGCAAGCAGUGAUCACACAGAUGGAAGAGGUGUGCCAGACCAUUGAGGACAACAGCCGGAGGCAGAAGCAGUUGCUCAACCAGAGGUUUGAGGCCCUGUGCGCAGUUCUGGAGGAGCGUAAGGGUGAUCUGCUGCAGGCGCUGGCCCGGAAGCAGGAGGAGAAACUGCAGCGCGUCAGGGGCCUCAUCCGCCAGUACGGAGACCACCUGGAGGCCUCCUCUAAGCUGGUGGAGUCCGCCAUCCAGUCCAUGGAGGAACCGCAGAUGGCGCUCUAUCUGCAGCAGGCCAAGGAGCUGAUCAAUAAGGUCGGGACAAUGUCAAAGGUGGAGCUGGCUGGACGGCCGGAGCCGGGCUAUGAAAGCAUGGAGGAAUUCACCGUGAGCGUGGAGCAUGUGGCCGAAAUGCUGAGGACCAUCGACUUCCAGCCAGGCGCUUCUGGGGAGGAAGAGGAUGAGGAGGUAGCGUUGGACGGGGAAGAGGGCAGCGCAGGGCCAGAGGAAGAGCGACUGGAGGGGCCGAAAGGCCUGCACUGACUCGCCCCUGUUGGGGAGGCUGCGCACCCGCGGCAUGGCGCUCGGGUGGUGAAGGACCUGAGCAGGGACCACCCGCCACCCAGCUCGGAGCGCCGCCGCGGGGGAGGGGCUCAAUAAAGGGCUAAUGCGUCCCGA
Molecule: messenger RNA, 1611 nt
Organism: Physeter macrocephalus (sperm whale)
Lineage: Eukaryota; Metazoa; Chordata; Mammalia; Artiodactyla; Physeteridae
Gene: TRIM54
Product: tripartite motif containing 54
Exons: 10
Coding region: 334-1476 (380 amino acids)
Biological process (GO): protein ubiquitination
Cellular component (GO): cytoplasm
Molecular function (GO): zinc ion binding; ubiquitin protein ligase activity
Source: RefSeq, a predicted model, not a curated record